UACCACUGCAUCAGCUUUAGUUUUUUUUUAUGCUUAGCUCUACAGCUUCUGGUUUAUAUAUGCGCCUGGAUGUGACUUUUCAUUGCCCUUUAUUUACCCCCACGCACACCCCACAACUAAACUUGCUCUAAGCUAGCUCAGUUGCUUCAUUCUGGACUCCAAAUGGAACCCACAACUCCUUCGCCUGCACAUCCUGAGACUAUGGACAUGCUUUCACGAGCAUGGUGUAGUUUUGUAGUUCAAACUCUAAGCCCUGAGCUGCACCCUGACAAAUCUCUAGCUCUCUUAGACACCCCCAUCAAGGAUCGUUCAGAUCCUUUUCCAAUUCAGAGAGUGCAGAAAACUGUAAAGAUGGAAGCUGAAGAUCAUGUCAAAUCCAUACCACCAUGGAAAUCAAAUGAUAUGAAGUCGUUUAUAUGGAUGCAACAAGCAAUGCAUCCGGAGUUGAACUACAGCAGUAAUUUCAGAAAGAAAUGGUUUCAAUGGAAAAUCGUGCCAUUCAAGAACUUGUCAAUAAAGAAAUGGCUAAGUAACAUAAGACAGAGUCGAAAAGAUGAAAAUAGGCUUCAGAGGGCUGAAAUUCAUGCAGCUAUAUCCGUGGCUGGUGUAGCAGCUGCACUUGCAGUCAUUGCAGCCGACACCUCAAGAUCGAAGGAUGACAACUCAGGCUGCGGUAGGGAGGCUGCUGUGGCUUCUGCAGCCGCUUUAGUGGCAGCACAGUGCGAACAAGUGGCCCAAGCAAUGGGCGCCAAAAGGGAACAGCUUAGCAGUGUGAUUGGGUCAGCCUUGAGCAGUACCACUGCCAGGGAUAUCCUCACGCUCACAGCUGCUGCUGCCACAUCAUUGAAAGGAGCAGCCACGCUUAAAGCAAGAUCCGACUACAAAAACAAAUCAACUGGAGGAGUUGCAUCCGUGCUUCCUAUAGAAGACAACCAUGAGAUUGAGAUUGAUUUCAAUCUUGAAAAAUCAAGAUCCAUGCUUGCUAAAGGUGUUCUUCUCAAAGUUGAGUCACCAAAUGGAACGUACAAGAAGAGAUCCAUCUCCGUCGUCCAAAACAACGACACGAAAGUGAUUCUGAAGAUCAGAAAGCUCAAUAUGUUGAAGACCACACAAGAAAGUGUGGUGUUAGAUAUGUUCGUCGAGUUAUAUAGGGAUGAAGAUGCAGGCGCCAUUGACGACGUCGAUGAGGAGAUUCAUACAUGUUAUCUCAUUGUUUUAAUGACAAAUAAGGGCACAUUCAAGUUAGACAUGGCGAAUGAUUAUCAUAAGUAUAAGAUAUGGGCAACCACUAUAAAUCAAAUGCUCAUGCUUUCUGCUCAUUCUUUUACAUGAGUAUGAACCUUCGUGUUCUGAUGUUAUGGUGUUACUUCAUGCAUCUUACUGUGUUUCCUAAAGUCAAAAUUUGUAAUUUAAUUAGUACAUAUGUUCAUCUUAAAUUGUAUGAGAAUAUUCUUUUA
This is a messenger RNA of Cucurbita moschata (crookneck pumpkin), 1457 nucleotides long. RefSeq names its product VAN3-binding protein-like. The coding region runs from base 163 to 1332 and encodes 389 amino acids. The transcript is spliced from 7 exons. NCBI's taxonomy places the organism in Eukaryota, Viridiplantae, Streptophyta, Magnoliopsida, Cucurbitales, Cucurbitaceae. The record is from RefSeq and is a predicted model, not a curated record.